This is a messenger RNA of Biomphalaria glabrata, 2482 nucleotides long. RefSeq names its product steroid 17-alpha-hydroxylase/17,20 lyase-like. The coding region runs from base 222 to 1742 and encodes 506 amino acids. The transcript has 7 exons. NCBI's taxonomy places the organism in Eukaryota, Metazoa, Mollusca, Gastropoda, Planorbidae. The record is from RefSeq and is a predicted model, not a curated record. Gene Ontology annotation, molecular function: monooxygenase activity; heme binding; iron ion binding.
AGUUAUGGCAUCAUGUUUAUCAUUGCGACUAGCUACAAUUCUCAGCAAUCUAGUUCCUAGUGUGAUUUGAAGUCUACUAGAUUCUAGAUCUACUUAUUUUUGGAUACAUUUGCAGGGCAAACAGUUUUUUUUUCUCUUGUGUAUUUUAUGAAUGAGACGGCGGGCAUCGAACGUGAUCAGGGGAGACUAUUUCAAGACAGGUUCUUUAGUAACAUAUCAGCAUGAUUCUAGAAGUGACGCUCAGUGGCCUGGUGAUCAUAUUGCUGUGUCUGUACCUCCUGGUAUGGAGAUGGGAGCAGAAAAGGUUUGCCCACAUCCCUAAAGCCAUCCCGCGGUUGCCUUUCUUUGGCAAUAUGCGCGAACUUGACCUCAAUCAGUGUCACGUGAUCAUGACUGAAUGGGCCCAGAGGUUCGGCCCCGUGUACAGGAUCAAGGCGUUUGACGAGGAGAUUCUGGUGUUGAACAGCUUCGACAGUGUCCACGACGCCCUGGUGGUCAAAGGCAGCGCCUUCGCUGGUCGCCCGCCCAUGUACCGGACGGCGACCCACCAGAGAGACAAACACUCCAUCGUCUGGCAGACGUAUUCGGACAAACUGACCUUCUUGAGGAAGGAGGUUCUCAAAUCUUUGAAGAUGUACGGGGAUGGCAUGGACAACUUAGAACAUAAGUGUGCUCCUCAGAUCAAAGUUAUGGUAGAUACAAUUACCAAACAUAAUGGUCAGCAGUUUGACCCCUGGGACGUCAUCUAUGACGCGAUUUCCAAUGUCAUGUUGGGUUUGACACUGGACACCACAUUUGACCACUCCACUCAGAAAUUUAAGAUGAUUAAAGACAUCAACUAUCUGUUUAACGAUACCUUUGGUGCGGGCAGUGCGCGUGAGUUGGACUUCCUUCCCUGGCUGAGUAGGCUGGGACUUCACAAGUAUUCUAAGAAACUUCAAAGGGCGCUAACUAUGAGAGAUACUUUUUGGAACGAGGAGUUAAAACUUCUAAAGGCACGCGACGACACUGACUGCAUUGUCCAGAGGCUGCUCAAACUGACCACCGACAAUCAAAGCCAAGUUCAUGACGUCACAGAGCUGACCGCGAAAGAAGUCUUCACAAACCUAAUUCUGGCCGGUACGGACACCACAGCGACGGCCUUGACCUGCCUUCUGCUCAUCCUAAUCCACGAGCCUGACAUCCAGGAGAAGAUGUGGUCCGAAAUUCAUCAGCACGUCGGUGUCAACAGGCUGGUCACUCUGGCUGACCGCGUCCACAUGCCUUACAUUCAGGCCGUGCUGUUGGAGCUGCUUCGCUACACGUCGCACGUGCCACUGGCCGUGCCCCACUACACGAUGUGUGACACCAGCGUCCUUGACAUUCCAGUCCCUAAAAAUAUGACGGUGUAUAUCAAUCUUUGGGCACUGCAUCAUGACCCCGAGCACUGGCCGGAGCCCUGGACGUUUAAGCCUGAAAGGUUCCUGACUAACGAUGGACAACUGCUUCCUGUAACUGACCCAGUUAGAAGAAGACUGAUGACCUUUGGCGCAGGGAGAAGGGUUUGUCUGGGUGAAGCCUUAGCUAAAAAUAGACUUUUCUUAUUCGCCACAGCGCUUGUUCAAAGCUUCGAAUUCCAGCGUGCGCCAGAUGAGACCAACACGAAGCCUCAACAACUGCCGAAAAUGGAUCCCCGCACUUACGAGAUGGGUUUGGUCCUACACCCUCAACAUUACCAGCUAAUAGCAUUAGCCCGCUAUUAAAGUCAUACUAUUUAUUGAUUCGCGCUGAUGUUGUUUGUUUUAGUGAAACUUGGGACUGAACAGAACUGAGAGAAUAAGACAGCGAAAUAUGCAAAUAAAUUCUGAAUUGAGUCCUCAAGAAACAUUCUCCUCUCCUCUUUCAAGUAUCCAGCAAUAGCCGAAGAGAGAGAAAGAAAUGAAACAUUCUUUUAGCUUUCAAUUUGUUUGUUACAGUAAAAAGUCAAACAUCACAAAGGAUUUGGCUCAAUGUUUUUAGUAGUAGAACUAUUAAUGUAGCGGAAUGAUUUUAUGCCUAUGUACAUCUUUUUUUUUUUCAGUUUUUAAAACCAAUUUAUAAUAACCUUGUAAACGAUGGAACUCUUUAAGUGGCGGAUUAAUUCUAUGUCAACAUCUUUCUUUAUAUGUUAUAACCGCUUUAUAGAUAGUGAAUGCCACGCCUUUGAGAAACAUAAGCAUGUAUAUAUAUAGUGAGCGGCAUAUGAGAAGACAUAUAAAAAGAAGCCCAGUCAUCUCCAUGUAGCACAGAGAAGAUCUACACUUCAAUAAGUCAGAAUUCAAUGUCAGUUUGUAUUGUGAAUAUUUCUGUUGUUCAUUUAACGUUGUAAAAACAAAAGUAGUUUCGAUGACUCAUUUUGGCUAGAUUUGUUAAAGUCUGUAACUUAGGUGGCUGGGUGACAGGGGCCUUGUCCUCGAGCCACAGGUUUUGGAUUUUCAAUAGCUGAUGAUUUAAUUAAUUUAAA